Messenger RNA from Symbiodinium sp. CCMP2592, 1779 nucleotides. Lineage: Eukaryota; Dinophyceae; Suessiales; Symbiodiniaceae. The record is from the annotation of a GenBank genome assembly.
AUGUCAAUUCGUUGGAAGCAUAGCCAUGCACCGGCCAGGGUAAUCCCAUUGAUAAAGCAUCGUUCGAAACCAAAAACUCAGAACCCCGGACCCCUAGAUCAAACCUCAAACCGUCACACUCGUGCUGGCCCGCCUUGUUGGCCCAAGCCUUGCAUUGCACAUCCAUCCGGGACAGUUUUGGUCGAGGACGACGCCGGCUCUGGGGUGCCUGGCCUUUGCUCCAGGGGGCCGAGCUUGGAAAUGAGCUCCUUUGGAACGCUCUUCAAGGUAUCAACGUUUGGCGAGUCACACGGCGUGGGUGUGGGAUGUAUUGUGGAUGGCAUUCCCGCGAACCUCGCCUUGACUGAAGAAGAUGUGCAGCCACAGCUCACUCGGCGGCGGCCUGGGCAGAGCUCACUGACGACAGCGAGGAAUGAGAGCGACACCGUGACAAUAAUGUCUGGUACAGGCCUGAACACGCCUUUCUACAAGCCCACGCAUGCUGCCUGGCGGAAGUAUGUGCGCGACUACUGCGAGGAGGUUCUAGAGCCGGUGCUGGACGACUGGGAGCAGUGCGCGGUGAAGGGCAACUUGGACAAAUGCCACGAGUACAUGCACCAGACCUAUGCCGAAGGCGGCAAGCGGGGAAUUCUGGCCUGCGCCGUGGGCAAGCCUUGGCCCAAGGAUUACACGGACUGCAAGGCACCGGAGGAUUACGACAACUUCCACGAGCUCAUCGUGAUCGACGAGACCACGCGCAUCAGCGGGGGCAUCUCUUGGGCGGUGCUUGGGGGCUUGAGCAUCGGCCUGCCUCCAGUGGUGAACUUCGGAGUUCCGGGCGACCGAGAUCUUCAAGCGCGAUGCAUCAGGGAGUGCCUCAGCGGCGAGAAGGUCAUCUGCCUCUGCAUCACCGAGGCUUCCGCAGGAAGUGAUGUUGCUGGCUUGGCAUGCCGCGCCGAGGAUGCCGGAGACCAUUUCCUGGUGAACGGCGAGAAGAAGUGGAUCACGAACGGCAUCUACGCCGAUUACUUCACGGUGAUCGUGCAGACCGGACCGCCCGGCUCGCGCCAGAAGGGCUUGAGCAUGCUCCUGCUGGAGAGGUCCAUGCCGGGAAUCGAGACCAGGAAGAUGGACUGCACGGGCAUGUGGUCCAGCGGCACCACAUUCAUCACCUUCGACAACGUGAAGGUGCCGAAGACCAACAUCAUCGGCAAGCUGAACGGUGGCUUCAUGCAGGCGAUGUACAACUUCAACCACGAGAGGUGGAUGUUCCUCGUCCAGGCCAACCGCGGGGCGCGCGUCUGCGUGGAGGAGUCAUUGAAGUUCGCUCGAAAGCGCCGCACCUUCGGCAAGUUCCUCAUCGAGCACCAGGUCAUCCAGCACAAGAUCGGCGAGAUGGGCCGCCAGUGCGAGGCCCUGCAGGCCUGGAUCGACUACCUGACGUUCCAGCUCACCACCAUGACCAAGGAGGAGCAGAACAAGAAGCUCGGUGGUUACAUCGCCCUCCUCAAGGUUUCGGCCACGAAGACGGUGGAGUACUGCGCCCGAGAGGCCCUGCAGGUCUUCGGUGGUGCUGGCUACACCCGCACUGGCCAGGGCGAGAAGGUCGAGCGCGUCUACCGUGAGGUGAAGGCCUGGGCCAUCCCAGGCGGAAGCGAGGAGAUCAUGCUCAACCUUGCCGCCGGCAGCCUUCGCUUCGUGAAGCGGCCCACGCCGGAUCCCAGGGACGCGACGAUCAAGAAGUUGAAGGAGGAAUUGGAAGGACUGAAAAAAUCCGCAGGUGGCCAAGCACGGCUGUAA